UUGUUACGUAAUCACCCAUCGACGGUGGUUGUGAGCGAUCGCGAUCUCGACAGCCGUCCGUCGUGGAAUGAAGAAUGCAUACGUUCCUCGUUGUUUUGUGUCACCUCCCGACUUCCGUUGUCCGCCACGUUGUUUAGGGUGUUCGUGUUGUUGUUGCUUAUGUGCUGCUGUGCCGACAGCACCAAACGAUUCACCAACAAAUGGGCGGUACAGGUGCCGGGCGGCGAGGAGACAGCCCGCAGGGUCGCCCUAGAAGCCGGCUUCUUGUUCGAAGGACACAUCAUCGCCGACUACUAUUCAUUCGUCGCCCCCCAUGUCCGCAAAAGGUCCCCUCGUCAGGCGCAGAGGUACCUAUCCAGUCUGCAGAGGAGUCCAGAGGUUGAGGUGCUCAAACGAGUGAAACGAGACUUUUUACCCCGGCGAUCGAGGCACAGUGCCUACAAAACCGAUCUGCCAGUGUCAGCCGCUCAUCAUCCUUACCAAUGCUCUUCCUCUGGCGACAACAGUUAUUCGUCUAUCAACGACCCAGAGUGGCCUCAGAUGUGGUACUUGAACAGAGGCCCCGGUCUUGAUCACAAUGUGAAAGAGGCGUGGGACCUUGGAUAUACGGGCAAAAAUGUUGUCGUCACAAUUCUUGACGAUGGACUGGAACGAACGCACCCGGAUAUAGCGCCUAAUUACGAUCCGUCGGCAAGUUAUGAUAUCAAUGACAGGGACAGCGAUCCUUUGCCCCGCUACGAAAUAACCAACGAAAACCGGCACGGAACUCGUUGUGCCGGCGAGGUGGCUGCCGUGCGCAACAACACGCUUUGCAUAGUGGGUAUCGCACAUGGUGCAAAAAUUGGAGGUAUCCGAAUGCUUGACGGCGAGGUGACGGACUCCGUCGAAGCAGCCAGCCUCAGUCUCAAUCGACAGCAUAUCGACAUAUAUUCGGCAAGUUGGGGUCCUGAAGACGAUGGUAAAACCGUCGAUGGCCCCGGACGACUUGCCUCUGUGGCAAUCAGGGAUGGAGCUAAUGAGGGUCGUGGCGGUAAAGGGUCCAUCUUCGUAUGGGCAUCUGGCAACGGUGGCCGUGAUUCAGACAGUUGUAACUGUGAUGGGUACACGAACAGCAUUUAUACCCUGAGCAUCAGUUCUGCUAGUGAAAACGGUCGCGUUCCGUGGUACAGCGAAGCGUGUAGCUCAACAUUGGCUACUACGUACAGUUCCGGCGAGAAAGAUGAACGAAUGAUCGUGACCACGGAUCUGCACCACGCUUGCAUUCGAGAGCAUACCGGCACCAGCGCUUCGGCGCCUCUGGCAGCGGGCAUUUGUGCUUUGACUCUGGAGGCGAACCCGAACUUGACCUGGCGCGACAUG
Messenger RNA from Soboliphyme baturini, 1359 nucleotides. The record is from the annotation of a GenBank genome assembly. Lineage: Eukaryota; Metazoa; Nematoda; Enoplea; Dioctophymatida; Soboliphymatidae.